Messenger RNA from Myotis myotis, 8295 nucleotides. RefSeq names its product doublecortin like kinase 1 (gene DCLK1). The record is from RefSeq and is a predicted model, not a curated record. Lineage: Eukaryota; Metazoa; Chordata; Mammalia; Chiroptera; Vespertilionidae. Gene Ontology annotation, biological process: intracellular signal transduction; protein phosphorylation. The coding region runs from base 292 to 2517 and encodes 741 amino acids. The transcript has 17 exons. Gene Ontology annotation, molecular function: protein kinase activity; ATP binding.
AUAAAAAGGGAGCGCGCCCGCUGCCACCUCCCUCCUCCGGAGAGAAGCUGUAGUGAGGCUGUGCGAAGCACCGCAUUUCAGAGGACCGGCCAAGGCGCAUCCCUGCACCAUCAGCUGAAGCUCAGACGCCCGCGCUCCCUCAACUGCUGCAAGCCAGCCCGGAGCCCGCCACUGCCCCGCAGCCCGACCGCGCCCAGCCCGGAGAGGACAGCACCAGGAGGCGGCCCUGCUCAAGGCCACAGAGACCCCCGGCAGCGUCUCUCAGCAGACGGAUUCAACGUGAACUGCGUCAUGUCCUUUGGCAGAGACAUGGAGCUGGAGCACUUUGAUGAGCGGGAUAAGGCUCAGAGAUACAGCAGAGGGUCACGGGUGAACGGGCUGCCCAGUCCCACACACAGCGCCCACUGCAGCUUUUACAGAACCCGCACGCUGCAGACGCUCAGCUCCGAGAAGAAGGCCAAGAAAGUUCGUUUCUAUCGAAAUGGAGAUCGGUACUUUAAAGGGAUUGUGUAUGCCAUCUCCCCAGACCGGUUCCGAUCUUUUGAUGCCCUGCUGGCUGAUUUGACCCGAACUCUGUCGGAUAAUGUGAAUUUGCCCCAGGGAGUGAGAACAAUCUACACCAUUGAUGGGCUCAAGAAGAUUUCCAGCCUGGACCAACUGGUGGAAGGAGAGAGUUAUGUGUGUGGCUCAAUAGAGCCUUUCAAGAAACUGGAGUACACCAAGAACGUGAACCCAAACUGGUCUGUGAAUGUCAAAACCACCUCAGCAUCCCGGGCAGUGUCAUCACUGGCUACUGCCAAAGGGAGCCCUUCAGAGGUGCGGGAGAAUAAGGAUUUCAUUCGGCCCAAACUUGUCACCAUCAUCAGAAGUGGGGUGAAGCCACGGAAAGCUGUCCGGAUUCUGCUGAACAAGAAAACUGCUCAUUCCUUUGAGCAGGUUCUCACUGAUAUAACUGAUGCCAUCAAGCUGGACUCAGGAGUGGUGAAACGCCUGUACACCCUGGAUGGUAAACAGGUGAUGUGCCUUCAGGACUUUUUUGGUGACGAUGACAUUUUUAUUGCAUGUGGACCAGAGAAGUUCCGUUACCAGGAUGAUUUCUUGCUAGAUGAAAGUGAAUGUCGAGUUGUGAAGUCCACUUCUUACACCAAAAUAGCUUCGUCAUCCCGCAGGAGCACCAACAAGAGCCCAGGACCUUCCAGGCGCAGCAAGUCGCCAGCAUCAACCAGCUCAGUUAAUGGGACCCCUGGUAGUCAGCUCUCCACUCCACGGUCUGGCAAGUCACCAAGUCCAUCACCCACCAGCCCAGGAAGCCUGCGGAAGCAGAGGAGCUCUCAGCAUGGCGGUUCCUCUACUUCACUUGCGUCGACCAAAGUAUGCAGCUCGAUGGAUGAGAAUGAUGGAUCCGGAGAAGGUGAAAUGUCGGAGGAAGGCUUCCAGAUUCCAGCCACAAUAACGGAACGAUAUAAAGUUGGAAGGACAAUAGGAGAUGGAAACUUUGCUGUUGUCAAGGAAUGUGUAGAAAGGUCAACUGCUAGGGAGUAUGCUCUGAAAAUUAUCAAGAAAAGCAAAUGUCGAGGCAAAGAGCACAUGAUCCAGAGCGAGGUGUCUAUCUUAAGAAGAGUGAAGCAUCCCAAUAUUGUUCUUCUGAUUGAAGAGAUGGAUGUGCCAACUGAACUGUAUCUUGUUAUGGAAUUGGUAAAGGGAGGAGACCUCUUUGAUGCCAUUACUUCCACGAACAAAUACACUGAGCGAGACGCCAGUGGGAUGCUGUACAACCUGGCCAGUGCCAUCAAAUACCUGCAUAGCCUGAACAUCGUCCACCGUGAUAUCAAGCCCGAGAACCUGCUGGUGUAUGAACACCAAGAUGGCAGCAAAUCACUGAAGCUGGGUGACUUUGGACUGGCUACCAUUGUGGAUGGUCCCCUGUACACAGUCUGUGGCACUCCAACAUAUGUGGCUCCAGAAAUCAUUGCAGAGACUGGAUAUGGCCUCAAGGUAGACAUCUGGGCAGCUGGUGUAAUCACGUAUAUCCUGCUUUGUGGCUUCCCUCCAUUUCGUGGAAGUGGUGAUGACCAGGAGGUGCUUUUUGACCAGAUUUUGAUGGGACAAGUGGACUUUCCUUCUCCAUACUGGGAUAAUGUUUCUGAUUCUGCGAAGGAGCUUAUCACCAUGAUGCUGUUGGUCAAUGUUGAUCAGCGAUUUUCAGCCAUGCAGGUCCUUGAGCAUCCCUGGGUAAAUGAUGACGGCCUCCCAGAAAAUGAACAUCAGCUGUCAGUAGCUGGAAAGAUAAAGAAGCAUUUCAACACAGGCCCCAAGCCGAAUAGCACAGCAGCUGGAGUUUCUGUCAUAGCAACCACCGCUCUUGAUAAGGAGAGGCAGGUUUUCCGACGAAGAUGCAACCAGGAUGUGAGGAGCCGAUACAAGGCACAGCCAGCUCCGCCUGAACUCAACUCGGAAUCCGAAGACUAUUCCCCAAGCUCAUCAGAAACUGUUCGCUCCCCAAACUCGCCCUUUUAAUAAGACCCUUUUACUCGAAGUCCUAGCCUAACCCUUUGAGACUCUGAUUUUUUCCCCAAAUUAUGUAAAACAGUUUCAUCUGAUCUAUCUAGCACUUAGAAACAGAAAGUGUGUUUUCUGGUACCUUUGUAGUAAUUUCCCUUUGCUGAAUAAGAUAUGUUGUUUGUAAAGAUGGCAACUUGCUGCUAAUAGGAUCCUCAAAGGGUUAAGUCUACUUUGCAACUUUUUAAAAUUUAAAAGCAAUGAAUAUUUUCAUCAAUCAAACUAGGAUCUGCAGUGUGUAAUAAGCACAUGUUAACCCUCUGAGUGCAUGGUUUUUGGAGACCCCUUGGGGAAUUUUCCAGGCCUUUGGAUUUAUAGACACAUUUCUUGAUUUUGCUGCAGAUCUAGGGGUGUUUUUAGAUGCCACAAUAUCCAGAAAAGAAAGGCACCUAGAAUGAUAUCUUGCUUUUCCUUUUCUAUAGGUUUAGAUCAUGGCCGUUUUAUAACUUAGGCAUAAACACCCCUCUUUCUUCUUCACAGUCCUAUUAAGAAAGAGACUUUUCUCAUUAGAGGUAUGACUUUCAGCUGCUAUGAGUUCUGCAUCCCAAGUGGAGGAAAUUGGUCCUGUGGCAAACAGCCUGACCCACAAAAGAGAUGGUACCCCCCUCCCCCCAAAUUAUCUCCAUAUGAAGAUGUGCUGAUAUCACUCCAGAAAUGCUGCUUCCACAUCAGCUGCUGCUAGUGCCAGCGCAGACCCUCGGGAAGGCACACACAUACCUUGUCUUGUGCUUGGUGAGGGAGGGUCUGCCUGCUCAGUAUGAGCCAUCUACAGGACAAAAAAAAAAAAAAAAAAAAAAAAAAAAAAAAAAAAAAAAACCUGGUAGAAAAAGAGCAAUAAAUUGCCAGGUGCUCUAUAGGACUGGAAUUUCAAACAGAAAGAGGAAACAAGAUCCUGGUCUUUUUUCUCACCUGCUUUUCCAUGCACUGCUGUCUUCAGUGUGAAAUCCAUAGAGUAUCAAAUCCAUACACAGGAGUGCUGGAGCACAGGGGACUAGAGGCAAAGUGUUUUGCAAGGUGGCCAAGGAGAAAGCACAGUCAGAAAACAAUCUAGAAUAUUUUUAAAAUGGGUUUUAAGGAAAUAAAACACUGAUAAAAUCAUUUCCUGUGUACCUUUAGGUUUCCUACAUAUGAUCUCCCAGGAAGAACAGGAUAGGAGAACUGGAAGAUACCACUGAGGAUGAAACUUCCAUUCCCUAAGGUGCCCUUUUUACACACCGCUGUCUUUAGCUAUCUAGAGGGGCAUGUUAUUUUUCUCUCUAUGGGUCAAGUCCUGUCUGACACCUGAAUUGUCACUCCUGUGACAAAACCUUGAUCCCUAGCCCUGUAUCUCCAUUGAGUUUCUUCUGGGAUGUGUCACAUUUCAGAAUGGGAGCCUCCUGUGCUUUACUGUGAUGCUUAGAGAAAAGCCAUGGUGUCUUGGAGGCAGGGACCCAACUCAAAUGUCCUCCUAAGGUUUGCUCAGUUUUGAGAUGCAGGAGACAACCAAAGAGUGAGGUCUCAUAAAAUUUGCAUAUGUAAAGCUGAACAGCACUUACUGUCUCUGUUUUGAAUAUAUUUCAAUAUCUGAAGGUCUUUGACAUUUCUUUAUUUUCAAAUACACAUUUGUCUUCAAUUACUGCUUUUACUCUUUAGCUCAUAAACUAUGCCCUAUGUUAAUAUAGAGUUUAAGGUCCUACCAUGUCAUGAUUUUUACAAGGUAGUUCCCUCAAUUUUUUGCUCUUCUACAUUUAGGUUUAUUUCUUUAGUCUGUGUUGUCCUGACAUGUAAGCAGUAGAUUAUUUAUUAAAAGUUGUCCCCCUUUUAGAGAGUCCUGAAAUGAUACCAUACAAUAUCACAGAGUAGCACAAUUCAGUCAAGGUUGGGUGAGGGCAGAAUACCAGGAAAGGUGUUGGUGUGUAGAAAGAUUCCACAUCAGUGAAGUACCCAGAACUGUUCAGAAAUACUGCUUUGUCUAGAACUAUAAAGCAAAGCACUAUUCUAAGUAACACUGGAGUAGCCAUAUAACUUGGCCUCAACUCUAAAUGUGUGACUCUGAAGAAUCUUAUGAGCAGAGACCUACCUACAAAAGAUUUCACUUUCCUUUCUUUCUCUGAAUUACUGCUUUUCCCGUGGACAUUACAUGUAUUGGUACAGCAUUUAGUGUACAGAACUUAUAGUGCAUGGCUCAGCCUUUUUCCAUCCAAGUUUUGGGAGACUGUGGACCAUGUGAAGCUGGGGAGUGUUUCGCAACCACUUCAGAGAGCAGCUCGGAAGAAUAUAGGGCCCAUUCAGCAUGGAGAGCCCAACGCAUUGCUGUCGAAUUUGUGAUUUAUGCUGAGUAAACAGUGUAUGUGAUAUGUCAAGUAGAAAUGUUUAGUAAUCAGAUGGAAUGCAAUCUUUUCAGCAUCAAGCUGUCAAGAUCCUGAAUAUGAGAAGUGUAUGCAAAGGGUUAACAGACAAGCACAAGGCAUGCUGAUUACAUUGGUAUAUUCAGACUGCUUUGCUUUUAGCCAAUGCUUUCUAAUUUUUUUUUCAUGACAUUCUUGGGAUAGUUCAAGUUUGAAUUCAUUAAGUGAUAGUGUUCUUUAAGUAAUUUCUAUAACCAAAUUGAUCUUUUCUUUCACUUCAUCAUCAAAUAAAUAUGUACCAUUAUGGGAGUGUACUUCUGUAAUUAUCAUUUUAAUCAUUGCCAUAAGUGUUUCCAUAUUUUUUUCUAAGUAUUUAAUAUAGCUCUUAUGGUGUUAGUAUGGUGAUGGGGACUGUCUUUCCUUUAUUAAUACAUAAUCAACCAUAUAGUAUUUUCAAGAAAAUUUUAAGAUUCAACUUUUCAGUUCAUUAGUAGACUAGUUGAGAAAGAACACUUCCAUUACUUGCAUUGUGUAAAUCAUCUCUGUAGAUGAUAACUGUUCAUAUUGAUGAAUACUUUUUUGCAACAUUGUAGCAGAAAUCACUUUAUUCUUCACAAUCAAUGAAUAUGUGGUUUUCUCCAAAUCGUUAGAAGGAAAAGUAAGAUUUCAGUCAUUAAAAAUGUUUUUACAGUAGCCCUCAUCUAACUUACUCAUGGUGCAUAUUAAAAUAAGCAGAGAAAAAUGCAAAUAAACUACUGAAAAUGCUUGGUGUUUUGUAUUCCAUGAGACCUCAUGCAAGUGUUCAGUACCCCCCUGGGUUGUGUCUAACAGCCUGGUCAGAUAUUGUUGGAAGAAAGCAAUAUAUCCAUGAAGAAAAGCUAAAAUUGCAAUCCUUUACCCUUUGAAGCAUAUUACAGUUGGAAAAAAAGAGGAAGGAAAAAUUGACUUAGUUUAGAGGGUCACAGAGCUACCAAACUCCAUUAAAUCACGGUGGUUUGUUGGCCAAGGGCACCCAUUCGACAACUCCAUCCCCCUGCGGUAGUGCAAUUGUGCUUGAGGGAGAGCUUUGUUAAUAUUAUUGUGUUGCCUGCUAGCCCUCUAAGGGUAAAAAAUCUCUUGAAUUUCUAUGAUAAACUACUUUCAAACUACUUUUAAUUGAACCAUAAAAAGGUGCCCUAAGCUGGCUUGCUCUAGAAGGCCUGUGUCAGAGUGAAGGCUCACUUCCUUCUCACCUCUGCCCAAUUCUCCUGAGAUAAUAAUAAGAAAACCUGGUAUGUCUUCUCCUUCACUGAGAUUUCAGAAGUUUGGAAAGCACCAAGAUCCAAGAUGGUGGUUUUUAUGCAUUCAUUUGGAUGUAGGUUUCAAAAAUAAAUAAAUAAAUAAUACACCUGGAAUAUAUUGUAGAUAACGUCUUUUCUAUAAUUUGUAAAUCACUAAAUUUUUAAGUCUUACAUGAUAUAUUUUUUUCUCAGUCAAACUUUUUUUAAAAAUUGAAGUUGGUCAGUUCAAAGAUUAGUUUUUCCUUUGUGUUGUCUGCUACUUGCAUUAGGAGUUGGGAAAAAUACUCUCAGAUGAACCCUUUGCAUGCAGUGAUAGAGGGUCAGAUAUAUGCUUCUUUGGGAAUUAUGUGUUUCUUUAGUUAACAAGUUUCAGGAAGCCAUUCUAGUCUGUUGGAGAAAGUAGUGAUUCAAAAUACUUCCAAAAAUAACAUUUUUGUCAAUUCAGUUAUGAUCAGAAGAGUGUCAACUAGCACAUUUUAAACUUUUGUUGUUUAAAAACAAAUAAAUCAACAGCACUUGAGGACACACUAAACACUUGACACUUGCAAAUGUGCUUUUAAAAUGGCUCAAUGGUGCUUAUACAUGAAACAGUAGCAAAUGGGGUCCCAAGGACUGUCACAAGAAUCUUUAAUUUUUAUGUAAUUACUAGGAGCCCAGAGCGCAAUUGGAAAUCACACGGUGCUGGCCACUCUCUCUCUGACCCUUGAAGCAGCCAUGGCCGCUGCUGGUCAGGCCUUCCCCCAGCUCAGGCGCAUGGAGGCCCCUGCCGCCCCACCCCUGAAGCUGUGCGCGCAACCUCCUCCUGUCCGGUCAGCCCAUUAUGGCGUCCUGGUUAAUUAGCAUACACACACACACACACACACACACACACACACACACACACACACUUGAGGUGGAGGUGCUUUUAAGCCAGUCUUUUACUUUUUAAUAUCUCAAAUAUGCAACCAUACAGUGAGUAACAUUAAAGGUCUUAAACUGGUGAGAAACAGGAAAGUCAAUGCAGAGACUUAGAAGGCUUCUAUUUGGGUGGGCUUUUCUUCCCCUUGGUUUGUUCCCCUGAUCCCCACCCCUAUUGCUGCUGCUGCUGCUGCUUCUGUUAUUGUUGGGCUUCACACUGAAGUUGUAGUGAUCAUUUCUCAGUGAGGGAGUUUCUAUCUUGCAGCAUUUUGAUCAUGAGGUUUAUGAUAUCUUGCCCUUGGAGACAAGAGAGAGAUCUCGUUUAUUUCUUUUUCCCUAAAGGAAAAGCAAUCUUUACAACUAAAACAACCUGCAAAUUUCCUCAACAUUCUUUUUUGAUCAACUGAAGUGAAUUCCUUAAUGUUGCUUCAAUGUAAAAUUGUAUAUUUUUGUCUGUGAUACAUUUUAGUAAUUUAAAGUAAAUAAUAGUUCUACAAGCUUUCACAUUUGGUAUAAAGAGAAAGUAGGACUUUAAAAGUGAUGAUAAAGAUGCUAUAAUGUCAGUUCAUUCCAGUCCAAUUCAAUGUGGUAAGAAAAAGAUCUUGAAGUUCUCUAGGGACAAUUUUUCACUUGCCAUUGACAUUAAUCUUUGAUGUAUUCUCAGGAAAAAAAUGAGAAGAAAUUGAAACCAGUCCAAGGUUAGAGUCAUAGCUUCUAUAACUUUUUAAAAUGUUUUAUUAGGAAAUUAAUAAUAGCAUUUUUCAUUCUGAUUGAAAGAAAAUGAUUAAAGAAUUAGUUGAGUGUGAAAUUAAAUAGUAUUUUGCUCAUGCACACUAAAAAGGUGGGUUAGGAACUUGAUAAAUUUAUACAAGUUUCUGAAAGAUUUCAAUUUGGUGCAAGAAAAAAAGUUCAAUGUUUCCUUUGAAAUAUUGAAUUUAUCAAUUGCUGCAUGGAUCAGAUGGCAUAGGUUAAUUUUUUAUUUUGAGAAUCUUAAUGAAAUAACUUUCAAAUGAUUUGUAUACAUGAUUAAAGCUGGAGUGACAUCUAAUUUUUUUCCUAAUCUCUCAGUUUAAGCUAAUAAAUAUAGGUUAAUGUGGAAUGAAGUCAUCUGUGAUAUAUUAUCUUCAUUUAUCAACUGAGUUCUUUUGAUGUUGCUUGUUUUUAUGUAAAACAUGUUCUUAAAGUUAAUAAAAUAAUAGUAGUUGGUGUGUGAACUACUAUGUAAUACCUUA